AUGUGGCUUUCAUUCAUUUAUGAUCCUCAAUCGGAAUCCAUCGAAAAGCUCUGCGACUCCUUCGAAAACGCUUGCUGCUCUUAUCUACCCCACGGAAAGCAGCACAUCGACGAAAUUCGCUUGUGGAGACUCCAAUUCCGAAACAGCCUCGACGAUUCUGUAGCUCUCCACGUGCUAGUUGAGUGUAGUUGACACGCCCUAUUUGCUUCAACAUCCGGUUUGGCCGGUGGAACAUUUUCACACAUCGGAAAUCGCGGACAAACGUACCUUAUACCCCAUUGCUGAGAAAAUAGAAAAAGUCUCGAUUUCCGAGUGCCGCGCAGUCGCCACGAGUUAAACACAUAGCGGAGGUGUCCUAUGGGAACGAUACCGAAGGACACUCGACUCUGGAAUAUCGAAUACCCGAAUCGUUGCUCUGCCCAGAAACGGGAGAUACAGAGAACGUAGUUCAGUUCCGAAUACCGGUUUCAAAGAAUACGACGGCGAGCUCAGCAGUUAAAGAUGCGAUUGAAGAAGCACGGGUGGUCAUUGGCCGGCAAGUGCCCAUUUCAGAUGAAACGGUUCGUCAAUUAAAGGAGAGUACUGAGGUUUGUCUUCGGAAUCAUUUAAUUGGAUAAU
Molecule: messenger RNA, 618 nt
Organism: Blastocystis hominis
Lineage: Eukaryota; Bigyra; Opalinata; Blastocystidae
Exons: 1
Coding region: 1-192 (63 amino acids)
Source: RefSeq, a predicted model, not a curated record